GAGGCCCCGCCCCUCCCAGGCCCCGCCCUCGCCGGGCAGGCGGGCGCCCUAGCUGUCCGCGGAGCCGGGACAUGCAGCCCGAUUGCUUGUCGGCGGAGGACGAGCGGCGCUGCAGGCAGCUGCUGGCGAGGACCACUGCCCGGUUCCGCGCGCGGCCCGCGGCGGCCGCGGUGCUCGUUCCGCUGUGCCUUGUGCGCGGAGUCCCGGCGCUGCUCUACACGCUGCGCUCCAGCCGCCUGGCAGGCCGGCACCAGGGGGACGUCAGUUUCCCAGGCGGCAAGUGUGACCCCACGGACCAGGACGUGGUGCACACAGCCUUGCGGGAAACCCAGGAGGAACUGGGCCUGGCCGUGCCGGAGGAGCAUGUGUGGGGCAUCCUGCGGCCUGUGCAUGACACGAGAAAGGCCACAGUGGUGCCAGUGCUUGCCAGUGUGGGCCCACUGGAUCUGCAGAGCCUCAAGCCCAACCCCAAGGAGGUGGAUGAGGUGUUUGUGCUGCCCCUGACCCACCUGCUGCAGACACAGAAUCAGGGCUAUACCCACUUCUGCCAGGAUGGCCACUUUGGUUACACGCUACCCGUCUUCCUGCAUGGACCACACCGUGUCUGGGGGCUCACAGCUGUUGUCACUGAUUUCACCCUGCAGCUGCUGGCCCCUGGCACCUACCAGUCCCGCCUGACCAGCCCUGAGCUGCUCAGAGGCUGAGGGCCUGGCCCUAAGUCACUCCUGCCUUCACCCUGCAAGGCCACUGCAGACCUGAAUAAAGAGUCUUCAGCAA
This is a messenger RNA of Sciurus carolinensis (gray squirrel), 777 nucleotides long. RefSeq names its product nudix hydrolase 8 (gene Nudt8). Gene Ontology annotation, molecular function: coenzyme A diphosphatase activity. Bases 72 to 704 code for a protein of 210 amino acids. Lineage: Eukaryota; Metazoa; Chordata; Mammalia; Rodentia; Sciuridae. The transcript has 4 exons. The record is from RefSeq and is a predicted model, not a curated record.